This is a messenger RNA of Nymphaea colorata (pocket water lily), 1049 nucleotides long. RefSeq lists its product as uncharacterized. Gene Ontology annotation, molecular function: iron ion binding; electron transfer activity. The transcript has 2 exons. Lineage: Eukaryota; Viridiplantae; Streptophyta; Magnoliopsida; Nymphaeales; Nymphaeaceae. Gene Ontology annotation, biological process: alkane catabolic process. Bases 152 to 916 code for a protein of 254 amino acids. Gene Ontology annotation, cellular component: chloroplast. The record is from RefSeq and is a predicted model, not a curated record.
ACCACAAGUUCUUCCAUAAAAAGAAAAAAUUAUGGGAAAAGAUGAAGGGGAAGUAUCCGAUUUGAUUCUUCCCGUUCGUACGUGUAGACCACAAGCAACCAACAACACGUAGAAACCAUCUUAUCCGAUUCAUUGCCAUGACAAGAAGCAUAUGCUCUCUGCUCUCCGCAUCUCCGUUCAACCAUGGCAUAAGAGGAAACACGAUAGGAAGUCGUGGGAGUUGAUUCCGCCCCUUCUCCCUUUGUUUCUCCGUCUCCUGAGUAAGAGAAAAAUCCCACUGAAGAUGGCGUUAUCGGCAGGUGGAUCAACAGCUCUCUAUUUCCAGCUCCAUACAAGGGAGUUCCUGUCUUCAAGGGUACCCCAACCCAUUUUCACUCCCACUCUUUGCAGAAGACCCCAUCUCCCCUCCUCAAAGCCCAUUUCCCUUGGAAGGCAAGUCAUCUGCAUGUCCCUUAACAUCAGCAAAGAAGACAAACCCGUCUCAGAAAACACCUCAUCUUUGCCGGAAUCCACUGACGGCGUCGGAGAACCAGGCGAGACUCCAGAGACGGACGAGGAGGAGGCAAUCAAAGAGGCCGCCAAGCGUAGAUUAGAGGAGAAAUUCGCUGUACUGAACACCGGGAUACACGAAUGCAGGUCCUGCGGGUACAAAUACAAUGAGAAAAUCGGGGAUCCUUCCUACCCAAUUCCGCCGGGGCUCGAAUUCGCGAAGCUGCCGGACGAUUGGAGAUGCCCCACCUGCGGGGCGGCUAAGUCCUUCUUCGACAACAAGAGCGUGGAGAUCGCGGGGUUCGCUGAGAACCAGCAGUUCGGGCUUGGCGGGAAUUCCCUGACGUCCGGGCAGAAGGCCGUGUUAAUCUAUGGGUCCUUGAUCUUCUUCUUUGUACUCUUCCUCUCCGGGUACUUCAUUCAAUGAAGAGGUUCACAGAAGACAUAUAGGUAUGGACAUUUGGCAGAUGGUGCAGGACGUGUCCAUUAUAUCUUUGUGGGUCUUAAGAUUUCCAGUAGGAUUAGAUCAUAUUUUGGAUAUUAUUAAGCACAAAUAAAGA